Molecule: messenger RNA, 917 nt
Organism: Glossina fuscipes
Lineage: Eukaryota; Metazoa; Arthropoda; Insecta; Diptera; Glossinidae
Exons: 2
Coding region: 120-776 (218 amino acids)
Biological process (GO): mitochondrial respiratory chain complex I assembly
Cellular component (GO): mitochondrion
Source: RefSeq, a predicted model, not a curated record
AGUAUUUAACAGCUGAUUUGCACUAUCAUUUCAUAACGCUUGAUUACUUAUCGCAAUUUGUAUAAUGAUUAAAGUAUUGUGUUAGAAAAUAUAGACCGAAUUUAAUAAUACGAAUAAGGAUGGCAUUGUCCAGAGGACGUACUGCUGAAUUACCAAAAGAUGCCGUAAUUAUUACCGAAGGACAGGCUUUAGCUUACCAAUGGAAGAUGAUCUCCAACUGGGACAAACCCGGAGAAGUGUGGAGUUUACGUUAUUCACCACCCGUCUUAGGGUCGUUGGCAGUCUUUACAAGUGUUUUUAUAAAUAAUCAUUACCGUACAAAACUACGGUUGGGCACCUAUGGUCAAUUCUCUACUUACCUGCCCAUUGUGAUAAUACCGGCUUUACUUUCUAUCGGUUGCCAUAAAUUGUUCGUUCAAAAUUCUCUUAUUCUGCGUGGAAUGUCUGAAUGCCCCACUUGCAUACAGUUGAGAGCAGCGGCAUUUCAGGUUAGUUUCGGUGGUAUUUAUCCUGGCAUUCUGGCCCCAUUUGCUGCCUGCAUGUUCGCUACACGUCAUUUCACCUAUCGAUUGCCGGCCAUCACAGAACAGCCUUUAGAAGUGCUGCAGUUGCUACGAAAAUUCGCUAAACCCAUUCUCCCGACGAUGGGUAUGAUCUUAGCCGGUCAAGCUUUAAUAACCAUCUAUUUAACUUAUAAGCAGCAAAAACAAAUUUUGGAAAUUUAUAUGAAGAUGAAAAAAAUUGAGCAAAAUAUAGAGACAGAGCUAGGUAUUUAAAAUAUAAAAUUCACGUACACAUUUUUUUCCAAAACUCACUAGAUGCAGUUGUAGCAGCUCUUUUUUAAAAUUGAAGAAUGCGUUAUCGGCUUUUUAAAAAGGUGGCAUGUUAAAGCCAAAACCUGAUGUCAAAAAGCAAAG